UCUCGUGUCACGAGACCCCCUUCCUCCACUGACCUGGCUUUCUCCUUUUCCUUUUCUUAAUUUAUACAAAAAGCAAUAUAUAAUUGCAUCAAUCACUCCUUCUUCUUCUGUCCUGCCAGCGCAAGACUAUCCAAGUAUCUUUCAUCCUCCUCCUCUUCUUCCUCCCCCAAUUUUCCCUCUCUCUGUUUUUUUCUUCUGCUUUGCUUGACCAAACCCAUCUCACAUUAUUCGUAUUCCCUCUUAAAUUAACCAUCUUUUCCCUCUAAUUGUAAUAUUCCGCCACUACUCUCUCUCUCUCUCUCUCUCCCCCCUCUGUAGUUCUGAAUCAGAUCCUUUUUUAACCCCAACCAAUUAUUGCUUGCUGGUUAGUUGAACCAAAUGACUCGGCUUUUUCGAUCCAAAUCUUGCGGAGUCGAGGGUCGUACUCAGUUCAACCCGCCUACACCGAGUCCAGUUUUUCAGGAUGUGAAAAAGGAAGACAACGAGGAGAUGGAAGAAGAAGAGGAGGAAGACGAGGACGAGGAGGAAUUAGAGAGUGAAGAUGAUGAAUCAAGGUACCCCGUCUCGACGCCGUUCAUAAACCCUGCCUCGAAAUCCGGCGGAGCGGAAAUUCGAGCUCGGCAAAAUCAGAAUCAAUUUGCGAUAUUGGAUUUGCUGACGGCGGCGCUGAGGAAAUCGCUGGUCACCUGUAGUGUUGAGAGAGAGGACGUUUCUUCCUUGGACAUAAGCUGGCCAACGGAGGUUCGCCAUGUAUCUCACGUUACCUUUGAUAGGUUUAAUGGGUUUCUGGGUUUGCCAACGGAGCUCGAGCCAGAGGUUCCCAUGAGGGUGCCUAGUGCCAGUGUGAGGGUUUUUGGUGUUUCUGCAAAGUCGAUGCAGUGCUCUUAUGAUUACAGGGGAAACAGCGUCCCCACAAUUCUGCUGAUGAUGCAAAAGCGACUGUACUCAGAGGGAGGCCUUAAAGCAGAAGGAAUAUUCCGAAUCAAUCCAGAUAACAGCCAAGAGGAGUUUGUUCGUGAUCAGCUAAACAGAGGUGUAGUGCCUCAUGGAAUUGAUGUUCACUGUUUAUCUGGUUUGAUAAAGGCAUGGUUUAGAGAACUUCCAAGUGGGGUGCUUGAUUCUCUUACCCCAGAACAGGUGAUGCGCUGCAACACAGAAGAUGGCUGUACUAAACUAGAGGAGUUGCUUCCUCCAACAGAAGCCGCACUGCUUGACUGGGCCAUCAAUCUGAUGGCAGAUGUUGUGGAGCAUGAGCGGUACAACAAGAUGAAUGCCCGCAAUAUUGCUAUGGUUUUCGCACCCAACAUGACUCAGAUGGCUGAUCCUUUGACUGCACUAAUUCAUGCUGUGCAAGUAAUGAACUUCCUUAGAACUCUGAUUCUGAAGACCCUUCGAGAAAGAGAGGAAUCAUCUGCUAAUGAGGGGAUGGUUUAUUCUCCGUCCUGCAAAGACGAUCCUGUUCCUCUAGAUUUUAACACCAAGGAAUUGAUCGAGCAAACUGAAGAUGUUAAUGCCAAGAAAUCACCACCUAGAAGUGAGUUGUUGAGUGUUGAGGCGAAACUUAGGACCCCUGAGGAGAAGGGAAAUAAUGCAGAAGAUGGGGAAUUUGUAUCUGUUUCAGGCGGCAGCACGCCUUGUAGAUACGAGACUGGUGCUAUAGAAAAUAGAUAUAGAAGUAAAUAUGAUAGUGAACACUGGCUAAGAUUGAGAAAGGGCGUACGCAAGCUAUGCAGGCACCCAGUAUUUCAACUCACCAAGUUCAAGAAGUCUUCAACUGUUGGCAUUGUAAAUACUAGGGGAAGAGGUGGAGAGGCUUGGGCUUAGAACUAUUUUCAAUUGCCCCUUUUUUUUCCCCCUCCCUUUAUGUGAUUUGAUAUAUACAGAUCAUUGUGUGAGAUUGUGUUCUAUAGUUUAACAUAGCUUCAGCUGUAACUUCUGGUUUGGCUUUUCUAGUAAAUGUAUAAUUUGCUGGGGAUGUUGAGAUGGUACUCUUGAAAGUUGUGUAUCAAAUGAUUAGCUUAGAAAAUGUUUUAGUUUCUGACACAAUAAAAUUAGAGCUUUACUUUAA
This is a messenger RNA of Neltuma alba, 2068 nucleotides long. RefSeq names its product rho GTPase-activating protein 3. The transcript has 5 exons. NCBI's taxonomy places the organism in Eukaryota, Viridiplantae, Streptophyta, Magnoliopsida, Fabales, Fabaceae. Gene Ontology annotation, biological process: signal transduction. The record is from RefSeq and is a predicted model, not a curated record. The coding region runs from base 379 to 1824 and encodes 481 amino acids. Gene Ontology annotation, molecular function: GTPase activator activity.